Bubalus bubalis (water buffalo) is the source of this 1203-nucleotide messenger RNA. It is a transcript of the gene C1QTNF8, whose product is annotated as C1q and TNF related 8. Bases 128 to 898 code for a protein of 256 amino acids. The record is from RefSeq and is a predicted model, not a curated record. The transcript is spliced from 3 exons. NCBI's taxonomy places the organism in Eukaryota, Metazoa, Chordata, Mammalia, Artiodactyla, Bovidae. Gene Ontology annotation, molecular function: protein binding.
CCUGUUGGUCUUGGAUGGCCAAGAGGGAAGCCACGGGUGCCUGGGGCGGGCAUGAAAGGGCUCUUUCACCGGCCGCUGUGCUGAGACGCUGGAGACCGCCAGGCAGGCAGCAACCCCCGGUCGUGAAAUGGCCCUGGCCCGGAUGGUGGCCCCUGCCUUCCUGCUGCUCCUGGCGCUGCCCGCUGGGGCCUGGCGCGGCCUGGGGCUGCCUCGCCGGCCGUGCGUGCAGUGCUGCCGUCCAACCUGGCCCCCCGCCGCCCCCGGCCCGGGUGCCCACGUGAGUGACGGGGACGCGUGGGUGGGGCUGCCCCGCCUGCGGCCCACCAUCGACAUCUCGAUCCUGAAAGGUGAGAAGGGCGAGGCAGGGGUCAGAGGUCGCUCUGGCAGGAGCGGGAAAGAGGGCCCGCCAGGCUCCCGGGGCCUCCGGGGGCGCAAGGGCCAGAAGGGGCAGGCGGGGCUGCCGGGCGCGCAGUGCCCGCGCGCCUACGCGGCCUUCUCGGUGGGCCGGCGCGAGGGGCUGCACAGCGCCGACGCCCUCCAGGCGGUGACCUUCGACACGGAGCUGGUCAACCUGGACGGCGCCUUCGACCUGGCCUCCGGCCGCUUCCUCUGCACCGCACCCGGCGUCUACUUCCUGAGCCUCAACGUGCACACCUGGAACUACAAGGAGACCUACCUGCACAUCAUGCACAACACGCGCGCGGCCGCCGUGCUGUACGCGCAGCCCAGCGAGCGCAGCGUGAUGCAGGCGCAGAGCCUGCUGCUGCCUCUGGCCGCGGGCGACGCCGUCUGGGUGCGCAUGUUCCAGCGCGACCGCGACAACGCCAUCUUCGGCGAGAGCGGCGACCUCUACAUCACCUUCAGCGGCCACCUGGUCAAGCCGGACGCCGAGCUCUGACGGCUCGGCGCCACGCCAGCUCCCAGGGCCCACCCUCCAGAGCCCCCCGCCCAGGAUUGGGGCCAGCUGUGAUUGAGAGCCGCCCGCGUGCACACGCUGAGCUGAGCGCAGCCCCGGCAGGAGCAAGACAGACCCACCAGCCCUGCUAGAUGCGGACCCCAACCGAGGGGUCCCAGCAAGAGAUUCCGGAGCAGACCCGCGUUCCCUGCGCGCGGUGGGCGGGGUUGGGGCGGGGCACCUCCACCCGCUAAGGAGCUUGGCCCCCUGGUUGGGUUCCCUUUCCCCUUAUAAAGGCUAUGCCAGGC